AUCUUAAUUUUUUAACGACCAAUCUGAUUUUCAUUUUCCCGUCAAACAGAUCGCAGCCCGACCUGGACACAUUCCGAUUUUCCACGCAAACGUGUUUUGUUUUUUUUUACUUGCAAUCCUCUCUUUUGCUCUCACGGGUUUCCAUCAUCCUUAUCUGUAAGUCCUUUUAAUCUUCAAUUUUGGAUCCAUCUUUCACAUUCUUCAUAUCAUAGAUUCUAAUAUUAUACUAAGAAUUUUGGAUCCAUCUUUUCAUCUUUGUACAACUGUGCUAGAUUAGAUUAGAUUCAAUGUUCAUAUUGGAAAAUCUCUUUAGAUGAGUAAGAAUGCAGCAAUCAAAUUCCAAGAGUUUAAGGAACUUAGCUCCAGCUCUGAAUCUGUUUCCAAACUUGAAACCCCCUCACAAAACCCUACUUUUCCACCAAAUAUGUGUUCUUGUUAUCACAUUUCUUGCAUAUGCUUCUUUCCAUGCCUCUAGGAAGCCUCCAAGUAUUGUCAAGAGUGUUCUAGGACCCACUGUUCCAACCAAUUUAACUCAACUUCAACUUUUGAAUAAUUCUGGUUGGCCCCCUUUUAAUGGAACUCGUGGUACUCACCGCCUUGGCGAGGUUGAUCUUGCAUUCCUUACUUCCUACUCCAUUGGAAUGUAUUUGGCAGGUCAUGUUGGAGAUAGGAUUGAUUUGAGGUUGUUCCUUGUGUUUGGGAUGAUGGGUAGUGGUAUUCUUACCAUACUUUUUGGGUUAGGGUAUUGGUUAGAGGUUCAUGUGUUAGGGUUUUUCGUCGGUGUUCAGAUUGUUUGUGGAGUUUUUCAGUCAAUUGGGUGGCCUUGUGUUGUUGCAGUUGUGGGGAAUUGGCUUGGGGAAUCAAAGAGGGGUUUGAUAAUGGGGAUAUGGAAUUCGCAUACCUCGGUAGGGAAUAUCAUUGGUUCAGUUGUUGCUUCCGGAGCUUUGGAAUUUGGAUGGGGUUGGUCUUUUGUUGUGCCUGGAGUUUUGAUCAUUUUAGUUGGAGUUUUGGUGUUUUUGUUUCUUGUUGUGAGUCCGGAGGAUAUAGGAUUUGCGCGGUCUGGAAUGGACAUUGAAAUGAGUGUUGAAACAAACAGUGCAGAGGAUCUGCAGAAAGUUGAAUCAGAGGAAGCAAAACUUAUUGAUCCUGAAAAUAAUUCAAUUUUAGAUUCUUCAUCUGCUAUUGGAUUUUUAGAGGCAUGGAAGAUACCUGGAGUCGCUCCGUUUGCUUUUUGUCUCUUUUUCUCAAAAUUUGUUGCUUACACUUUCCUGUAUUGGUUACCCUUCUACAUAAGGCAUACAGCGGUUGCUGGUGUAAAUCUAUCUCACAAAACGGCUGGAUUACUUUCAACGAUAUUUGACAUUGGAGGAGUCCUAGGAGGAAUCACAGCCGGUUUCAUUUCUGAUAUGAUUGAAGCUCGCGCUGUUACUUCAAUUCUGUUCUUGUUUCUAUCGAUUCCAGCUCUUCUUUUGUAUCGUGCUUUUGGGAGCAUCUCUAUGUUUACAAACAUCACAUUGAUGUUUCUUUCGGGAUUUUUGGUGAAUGGUCCAUACUCACUAAUCACAACUGCUGUGGCUGCCGAUCUUGGUACGCAUAGUGGUGGGAAUUCUCGGGCAUUGGCUACAGUUACAGCAAUCAUUGAUGGUACUGGUUCUGUUGGAGCUGCCCUUGGACCACUUUUAGCUGGUUAUGUUUCAACUAGGGGUUGGAAUAGUGUAUUUUUUAUGCUUGUUUUAUCUAUUUUCUUUGCUGGUUUAUUCUUGAUUCGAGUUGCAAGAACUGAGUUACGAGAGAAGCUUUCAGGAAAGUGAUUUUAGUCUAGUCCCUUUAUUGACGUUA
This is a messenger RNA of Trifolium pratense (red clover), 1839 nucleotides long. Its product is annotated as putative glycerol-3-phosphate transporter 5. Gene Ontology annotation, cellular component: membrane. Gene Ontology annotation, biological process: phosphate ion homeostasis; transmembrane transport. The coding region runs from base 324 to 1811 and encodes 495 amino acids. Gene Ontology annotation, molecular function: transmembrane transporter activity. The transcript is spliced from 2 exons. The record is from RefSeq and is a predicted model, not a curated record. NCBI's taxonomy places the organism in Eukaryota, Viridiplantae, Streptophyta, Magnoliopsida, Fabales, Fabaceae.